AUGGCAUUCCAUAAGCGGGUUCACACAACAGCAGCGUCGAGAUUACGACAAGAUUACCUUCGAAUCGUUAAAGAUCCGGUCCCUUACAUUACAGCGUUGCCUUUGCCUUCAAACAUUCUAGAAUGGUUGGUUUAAUUUAGCAUAGUGUGUGUUUAUUGUACGGUUUCCUUGUAGCGUUUUGUCAUUCAUUCGUUUUAUUAGAUUUAUUCUCAAUUGUUUCUUUGAGUAAGGAUAUAUUUCACUCACUUUGCAGGCAUUACGUUGUUCGAGGUCCUGAGAAUACUCCAUAUACAGGUAAAACAAUUUGGAACGAAACAUGUAAAGGGUAGUAGUUAUUUAUAUAAGUUGAUGAAUUAAAAGCGGAAGCUAUCACUGUAAGCUCGGGUGUCUAUUUUAAACUGUAAAUGUUUUGCACUAUUCCAGCUACGACUAUCUUAAGUAAGUUUGUUAGGAUGAUGUUACAUUUAGAUUGUCAAAUACAAAGUGUGUAACACAGCUUAUUAUUCAUUCAAAAUAUUUCCCCAAUUGUGAUUGGCUAAAAACACACGCAUAAUUCACCAUAACCAGUUACUGAUGACCAAAUUUGGAAGAAUUUUGUGUUUAAGGAGGAAAUGACAUCAAAAAUGCAGCCCACUACAGGUUGAGGCACCGUCACCGAGAAGACCUGGGGACGAGGUUGAGUUGUUUUGGUUGUGAAAAAAAAAAAAAAUUGCCGACAUUUCACUCCUUUCAAGAGUGAGAACUACAGCUGGAACUAGGUGAAAUAAUACCUAAAAACAUGGCAAAAACAGCAAGAAGACAACUUGGAGGGUGACAGUCCAUAUGGUCACAGUGGGAGAAGUUCGAUCUGAUUGGUUCAAAAUAAAUGUGAUACAAUAAGAACGAUCAAAGUUCAAUGGGGAUGGUAAAUGGUGUAUGCUUAGGCUGAUGUAUAUGUUUUAUUCUUAUUUAGGAGGUUACUAUCAUGGUAAACUAGUUUUUCCAAAAGAUUUCCCAUUUAAACCACCAAGAAUUUUCAUGAUUACACCAAAUGGAAGGUUUAAAGUCAACACAAGGUAAGAGCAAAAAACCUGUUAGAAAAGACCAUUGGCUGAACCUUUCUUCAAUUUACUUCGAGAGAAUCAGACUCCUGGGCUCGGUUCCUGAAAGCCAAUUAGUGCUAACCCAGGAUUAGUAUUUUGUUCCACUUUUUGUAUUUUACCUACAGGUACCUAUGCAUUGCUUAGAGUAACAUUUUGUGUAUCAUAACUGUAUCUCAUAGUAAAGGCUCAGCUGUAUUUUGUAAGCUUGAGUUACAUGUCUGUAGACAAGAAAAUUUUUGCGUAAUCUUGGGUUCAACUUAACCAUCUUUCGAGGAACCAGGCCCUGAGUGAUAGAAAUCCAAUCUGGGUAUCAUCCUCAGGGCUUUCUACAAAAUUAUUUUAAAGGAGGAAGAGAAAAAAUUGAGUAGAUGGAAAAUUAAUAGAUUGGUUGGAAAGAUGCUCACAUGGGUGAGGGUGUGAAAAGGGGCAUAACAUCUGCUGCGCCUUUCCACUGGAAGGACCUGGAGGCCUCCUCAGGUUCGAAAUUUGUUUUAGUGGGCCCUGAAAAGUGAAUUUAACUUUAUUUUCUUAGUCUGCAUUGCAGCUGUAAUUUAACCUGGCUUGGUAAAUAACAUCUAUGAAGUAACAGUGAUAUCCUUGUUCUGAGCCACCAAUGGAAUCGACAAAUUACUGGAAGUGCAUUUUGAAUUUCCUUUCCUCCUUAUUGACAAACAACAGUGGUUUUUUUCAACAGCCUAAUCAUGGCACAUACUCAAAUCCCGGUACACAGGUGGCAUCUAGAACAAGGAUUUUGGCACUGUUUCACAGACAAACUGAACCAGAGUUUAGUGUCAUCUGUGGCACAGGCUAUCAUUCUGUGGGAUGGCAGAGAGAAUUUUAGCCAUGAUGAUGGCACCAUUAUUUACCCACAUUUGGUUUAUUUUACAUCUUAUUAAAUUUCCUUUCUUCCAACAAAAUACAACAGAUUUAUCAUCCUUAUUUCUCCUCCUCCUAAAAAGAAUUAUUAAUUCUGUAAGUAGCCAAUGCCUCCGUUAUGACUGGACACUGUAUUUUGCUGGUCACUGCAACUUCCGGAGAACCCUGCAUUCUGUUAUAGCUGUACAUACAUGUAGGUAAAAUCCAUUAUUGUGUUAAACUCAGAAUUUCUGUUGCAGCGGUGAGAGUACAAGUGUGUACGUUUCACUUAAUGAAAGGUCAAUAACACAUAUGAUCUGAUUGCAAGUUAUAGAAGGUUCAAAGGCGCAUGAGCAGAUUGUGUUCUUUAGUAUUCAUUCCAUGCAUUCUUAGUGCAAGUCCAAAUGAAGGCUGCCUCCAUACAUGGAGAUUAGGAUUGGUGUGGAUGACCAGAGGAGCCCGCAAUUAAUCUAUUAAUUUUUUAUGCAUUUUAUUUGCUUUAAAAUUAUGUGACUUAUUUAUUUUUCUAGUUUUUGUUUCUAUUUAUUUUAUUUAUUUUUCUUUUUUUCUUUUUAAGAUUGUGUCUAUCAAUAAGUGAUUUUCACCCUGACACCUGGAAUCCAGCAUGGUCUGUUUCAACCAUACUCACUGGUUUAUUAAGUUUUAUGGUAUGUAAUUUUCUACAGUGAAUACACUGUACAAUGUGUCUUCAAGUUCUCAAACUCGUGACAAUCAUUCUAUUUAGAUCACUGUCAAAGAAACUUUCAUGUUUGCAUGAGUGUCUGUAAAUAUUUUGACUGUUUUGUUUUUGUGGGAAUUGAUUGGCCAUUAAUUUUUACAUGGUCAUGUGAACCAUGCAAAGGCUAGCUGUUUGCAGGGCAAAAUGUCAGUACGUUCAUUUCUCAGACUUUACAAUGUAUUUUAAGGUGCUGUCUAAUGGUCACACCCUGGAGAUCAAACCCUCAACAUUCUGCUCUGCAGUUAAAUUCUCUAUAAUCUACCAAGUUGACUAGCUGCGCUGGGUCUAUCCUUGUAGUGAGAUUUUUAGACUCAACACGUUUAAGUUUUAUGUACUUUUUUUUAAAAUGUCAGGUGGAGACUUCUCCAACCCUCGGAAGUAUAGACACAUCAGAAUUUCAGGUAUGCAAUAAAUACUGUACUGUCUAUAGUGUAGUAUCAAGAUAGACUAAUGGCACGGAGAGGGAAUCAGUCUUAGGGCAUUGGCUGGGAUAUGUGAAUUUCACUAAACUUAGAGGUUGUAUGUGAACAGGCUCCAGUAGUUCAAACGUUGGAUAGUGCUAUCCACCAGAUAAAUUGCUAUCCAGAGGAUAAGUAUUAGGGAAAUUAAUUGCGUUAUCCACUGGAUAGAGAUUUAUCAAGUGGAUAGCGUUAUCCACCUUUUUGAAUAAUUAGGCCCUGGAGUCUAAUUCCUGGGACAUUGUACAUCGUGUUAAAUACAUGUAGAUUGUUUGAAAUUUCAUCGAGUCCACACAUGACUGCCUCAAAGCAAGAAAAUAAAAUUAGUGCAGAAUGUUGUUACAUGUACACUGUAUGGCAACUGUUGAAUUCUCUCUUGACAACACUAAAUAAUAAACAACAAUUUCUGAUUAGUCCAAGCAUUUAACUGGUAAAAUUCACAUAAUAAUUAUACCAAGGGCUGGACCAGGUGUUUCCCUGUUUGUGCCAUGACAUUUUGUAUUCUCUUUUGUGUAUAUCACAUACAGCUUGUGUUAAUAAUAUUUUAAGGGGUCUGUCUUUUAUCUUUUUAGGGAUCCUCUUUGAGGAGAUAAUUAUUAAUCUGUAUUAAUUUUUCAUAAUUAAAAUGAAUACAAUGUAUUAGCACAUUUGAUAUUAUUAUUAUAAUUAUAUGAAGAGCUCCAUGCAAAAACAUCCCCUCCAAAAAGACAGCCCCUCCCAAAAGAUGGGGCAAGGGGACAUUUCUACCAUUCAUAUACAGUGGUAUCAUGAAUAUUUAUCAUUUACGAAGUUUUAAAAGUGUGUCCAGCUUCGUAAGUGUAGUAGUUUGGUCCUUCUCUUAAUUUUGUUUUAAUAGUAUGUAUAUAUAUAUAUAUAUUUUUCUUUUCAGAAAAGACAGCUGGCCACAAUGAGUGGUCCAUUUAACUUAAAAGAUAAAAUAUUCUGUGAGCUCUUCCCUGAUAUAGUGGAGGUGAGUGGGUUCUUCAAAAAUUAGAUUAUUUAUUCUGAGUAAAAAUUACCAACUUUGAUUGUUAAAAAUUUGGGUUUGUGUGAAUGCAAACUAAGGAUAAAUAAUAUUACUUUCACUUAUUUUGGUUGUACAGUGCCCAAAAAUUUAAGGCCUGUUUAGCAUUUUGUAAUAAUGGAUUAUGCCAAAAAUUAUGCUUGCAUAAUCUAUCUAGGUUCUACAGGUUUUUCAACUUUCAUUUUGAAAAAAAGGUUUUUUUUUAAUUUUUAUUUCCAGUUUAAUUAGAGCAGAUCUGUAAGAAGAAUCUUUAUGUAGUCCCUCUCAGUGUCCUGUUUUCUCUAAGGGCCUGUUUAUGAAGAGAAAGGGUUACCCUUGUGCUAGGGUUACCCUAACAAGCAGGUUAAAGUUAGCUCUGGUUUUGAAGCAAAUUUCACAGGUAGGGUUACCCUAUCACUCGGGGCAACAUUACCAGCUUUGCUGACAUGCAUGACAGUCUUUGUAACGGUCCAAAAUUUGACAUAAUCGUGAAGCUCUCUAUGGAAAACAUGUUAAAUUCACGAAAAAAAGGGGAAAUUGUAUAAUACCCUUCAAAUUGGCAUAAUUACUGGUCAAGCACGACAGCAGAAAGUUGACCUGGGUAGGCGAGUUCUCCCUCUUUGCUAGGGUAACCCUAGCACUCAGGUAGGGUUACCCUGGCAAGGGUAACCCUACCUACCUUGUAAACACGUCAUGUAAAAAGAAGAAAUAUGCGAGUGCUAGGGUCACCUGAGCACCGGGGUUUCCCUCCCUCCUUGUAAACAGGGCAAAGGUCUUCUACACUGUAAGUAUUUAAAAGAUCCUUUGGUCCUAAGGUCAGUAUGCAAAGAGAGUCGUAUCCAGUAGCCCUGGGCCAGUGGACUUUUCUUUACGGCUAGUGAAUUCUGUUCUUAACUUGCCCGACGGGAAAGUGAAGUUUUGGGCAAUUAAAAUUACAUAGAAUAUUGUAAUCAAUCCUUGUCUCAUUGCCAGUAUUAUUAUUGUAUAUAACUUCACAGGAAAUUCUUGCAAAAAUGAAGGAAAGAGGAGAAGAAAGGGAAGAACAAAACUUGACACAGAACAGUGGCAAUGUAAAGGGAGGGGUGGCUGGGGCCACAAGAGAAGGGAACAAUGGACUUAUCAGUAGUACCCUGGUGAACAUUUGUGUCAUCAUUGGCUUUGCUGCCUUUGCAUACACAGUCAAAUGUGUAUUGAAAGCUGUUGAUAACAGCUAGUCUUUGAUGCUCGAAACAGCUUGAAUUCAAAUGAAAGAUCCAUAGAAGAUGCAGUGAAGUAUUAAUACAGACUGUAGGUGGGACAGAAUGUCUUGAUUUAUCACCAGUAUUUUACAUGUAUAGUGGCCAAUAUUGGUGCAAUGUUUAAGGCUUCACUCUAUAAGUCAGUAGGUACAAAAAAAAGAAAGUAAUAAUGAUAACUAGGGCUUUUUUCCGAUUUGAUAACACUUGGUGUGUGCUAUCUAGGCCAGACAAUAAACGAAUGAUAUUGAACUUCAGUAGGUUAAAAAUCUUUUAAAGUCUUAUAAGGCAACUGAUUCGGGUGUCUUCUAGUGUGGUCGCGAUGUUUUUCUUGGGUCUACCUCUAAAAAGUCCAUCCAUUGGUCCAAAAAAGGCCUUACACUGAUGGGGCCAGGCCCCGUGACCCUAAAAGCUCGAACACGGCAUUCUUUGCCAAUAAACAGACUCGUCUUUUUCUAGCGGAAAGGUCUUUUCUAGCCUCCCACGGAGAAGGCUUUUUUGUGGCUCGUCACGCAAUGCCCCCAAUUUAGGGAAGAAAUGCGUGACAAUGCCCUAGGUGGAAAGCUACAAUAGGUCUAAUUUAAGUACAACGUUUGAAACAACAUACUGAUUAGCAUGGAAGUAUUGUCCUUAGUGACACUAUAGUUUGACGAAUCAAAUAGGUCUAAGAGUAUUGUGGAGAAAAAUUAAUGAUUAUAUACACUGUUAUUUAAACUUAUUCCUACAUUUUUUUAAUUGUUAUAAUGUAUAGCACAACAAAGAAGAAUGUAUUCUUAAAUAUCAUGGAAGAAGAGUGAAUAUUAGUCUGGAAAAUUUCUAUCAAGUGCGAUAAGAAUUAUAAAUGACAGUAUACAUUUUGGGUGCAAUGCCUUCUUAACAAAUCAAAGCCCAUCUACUAAAAACAAAAGACACUGGAACACAAGGCAUUUUUUUUGGUUGUCUCUUUGUACAUUUUAUCGCACCCUUGCGGAAUGCCACUGUGACAAGUUGCCCGAGAUGGUGCUUUGUAAAAAGUGCAAUGCUCUAGCCUGCGAGCAAGCUCUCCGGGGCUUUCUGGCGGCGGGGCGGGAAAAGUAAGGAGAGCUCGCAACUACGUCUCUGGAAUUGGAAUUCUAUCUCCAAUUCCCCUGUGGCUCCCCGGCGACUGAGCUGUGAGAUUUCCGUAAAUCAGCGCGGAGCGGAAACGAGCACAAAUGUAAACUAACAUUGAAAAACACGUUCCAAAGGUUAUGACGCCAUUACUAUUGUCAUCUCCGCCGAUCAGCAUUUCGCAUUGAUUUUUUCGAUGCAGAUAUCCAAAUUCCAGAAGCGUAGUUGCAAGCUCUCCUUCCUUUUCCCGCUUCGCCACCAGAGCGCCCCAGGGAGCCUGUUUUUAUGUCUGUCAAAGUUAAGAAUUCGGUAAUUACAGUCAACGAGGCCUGCGAGAACAGCCGACAGUGGUGACGCUACCUCUUGUUUCUCCGGGAAUGACGUUUGAGGACGGAGUGCAGAAGUUCCAUAAAUUCCUUACUGAUGACGUGUUACUACCCAGAUCUGUUUAGUACUUCUGAUUGGCAGCCCCGCGAGGGAAAUUUGCUUCAACCAAUCAGAGGCACCAACAGCAGUGAUCUGGGUAGUGACACGUCAUUAGUAUGGGAUAUCUGCGCUUGUUCCUCAAAAGUCAUUUCAAGGGUAUACCGGUGAUGGCAUCGGGAAAUGUGGGCUGUUAAUCGGAGCCUUAGAGUAGACAGCAUUACAGAAAGUAGACCUUGAUGCUGUGUGCAAUACUUGCUUGUUUUCAUGCACUGAUUUUAGCUAGAAGUAAUCUACUUGCCAUUGUUUGAGAAGUCAAAUCUGAGAAAAUUAUUAUUGAAGCUACAUUUCAUUGUUUGCUUUGCCUCUCUGCAUUAUUUGUAAAAUGUCAUUCAAGUAACUGUGGGGGGAGGGGGGAGGUUACAUGUGUCACACAGAUGCAGCCAAACGUGGUAACAAGCAUGGACAAACGUCUUGGGACACAUCUGCAUUCAUAAUGCUUUCUUUAAAUCACACAUGCCCAACCCUCCCCCACCCCAUAAACAAGGUUAGACAUGUGUUUCCAGAUUGGUCCCCAAGUUUCAACUUUGUGUAGGGUGGGGUGGGGGAGGGGGAAUAGGAGAACUGCAAGAUAUUUUCAAAAAACAAUUGCAUUGCUUUAUAAUGGAACGCAG
Molecule: messenger RNA, 7558 nt
Organism: Porites lobata
Lineage: Eukaryota; Metazoa; Cnidaria; Anthozoa; Scleractinia; Poritidae
Source: the annotation of a GenBank genome assembly